AUGGCACUUUGCUUUGGUUAUUCAAAAGCCAUUUUCAGAGUUUUGUUACUCUCUGCCAUUGUCUUCUUUGCCAUUCUAUCUCCAUCUUCUGCUGCUACUACAAAGCCCUCAGCUUCUGCUCCUUCCCCUGCCUCCACCCCUGCUCAUGCCCCUGGCCCUUCCAGUGAUGGGACUUCCAUAGACCAAGGGAUUGCAUAUGUGCUGAUGCUAGUGGCUUUGGUGCUUACAUACCUCAUUCAUCCUCUGGACGCAUCUUCUACCUACACUUUCUUUUGA
This is a messenger RNA of Prunus armeniaca (apricot), 276 nucleotides long. NCBI's taxonomy places the organism in Eukaryota, Viridiplantae, Streptophyta, Magnoliopsida, Rosales, Rosaceae. The record is from the annotation of a GenBank genome assembly.